Mesorhabditis belari is the source of this 1248-nucleotide messenger RNA. The record is from the annotation of a GenBank genome assembly. Lineage: Eukaryota; Metazoa; Nematoda; Chromadorea; Rhabditida; Rhabditidae.
AUGCUUGAAGUUUCUACACUCAAUUUAAAAAAUUUUCAGCUGCAUCUCUUUGAUCAAAUCUACUUGCAGUCAGAUUUAGUCGAAAAAUUCGCGAAAGACAGGGAUCAAGUAAGUUCGGAUGAGGCUUUCAUGGUGUGCAGUGUCGACAAUGUGAUUCAUCGCUUCAACUUGUGGAUGAAGCUUUUGCCAAGUGUUCAGCCAUUCUUUGCAAUAAAAUGUCACCCAGAUCCCGUUGUGAUCCGGACUUUGGCCGCUCUUGGUUGUGGAUUUGAUUGCGCUUCGAAAACGGAGAUUGAUGUUAUAUUGGAUCUCGGUAUUGAACCGGAGAAGAUAAUCUAUGCGAACCCGAGCAAGCCAAGGUCUUAUAUUAAGUACUCAAAAGAAAAAGAUGUAAAGCUGAUGACAUUUGAUUCACUGGAAGAACUACAGAAAAUUCAUCAAAUCUUCCCCGAAGCUAGCAUUGUUCUCCGAAUUCUUGUCCAAGAUCCGACCGCAAGUACAGUGUUCGGAAGAAAAUUUGGAGCUGAUCCAGAGACAAUCGCCCCCAAGCUUUUGGAAGAAGCAAAAAAGCUAUCGAUGAACGUGCAUGGGAUCAGUUUCCAUGUCGGCGUCGGUUGCAAGGAUGCCUCUGUUUAUGGAAAAGCGAUUCAAUAUGCUCGAGAUCUUUUCCGAUUUGGAUCAGAGAUCGGACAUUCAAUGUGGCUAUUGGAUAUUGGAGGAGGAUAUCCGGGAAGAGAAAUUGACAAUAACAGGUUCUUCAAGAUCGCUAACAUAAUCAAUGAAGCUUUGGACAAUCAUUUCUCCGAUCUAUCAUCAGUGAAAAUCAUUUCCGAACCUGGACAAUUUUUCUGUGAAGGCUCCUUUUCUCUAUGUGCUAACAUUAUCAAUGCUAUUGAAGUUCCAGCUGAUCGGAUCACAAAGAAAGAAGAAGACGCUAAUAAAAGAGGGAUCAUGUAUUUUUUGAACGAUGGGAUUUAUGGAUCAUUCAUGCUAGCAGCCACGGAAAAGAUUUAUGUUGAAGGAUUGGCAUUGAGGCCAAGAAAAGAUGCUGAAAAGCUGACAUCGAUUGUUUGGGGACCGACUUGUGCAAGUGUUGAUGUGGUUGAGGAAGCCAUUGAGAAAGAGCGAAUGAAUGAAGGUGAUUGGGUCCUUUACCCAGAUAUGGGAGCCUACGCAAACGGAUUAGCGACAACUUUCAACGGAUUUCAUCGACCCAAAAUCAUCCAUGCAAUCAGUAAAGACAAUUGG